GUUAUAGCUCUGCUUAAUAGUGCACCAGGAAUUGCACUAUAUUGUUUGAAGUGAAGCUUUGGUUCGCGGUAAAAUUCAGGCGACGUUAUCACGAAGAGUGCAGGGCACGUGUUGGGAUAAGGGUCCUUGGUGGCCCGGAAGCAGGAGGAGGAAAUAUGACUGACUCCACUUAUGACUUCGGCGCGGUCAGAGACGACCUCACGCCGCUUGAGGAUGACUGCAAGCUACUCGGCAGCCUGCUUGAUGAGUGCUUGCGGGUGGAGGUCGGCGAGGAGUUGUUCAAGAAGAUCGAGCGGAUCCGCACGCUCGCCCAGUGCGCAUGCUCCCUGUCCCUCAAGGGCGACUCGACCUCCUCCUCGCUGCUCUCCCAGCGCCUGGCGGAGGAGCUGAUGCACCUGGACAUGGAGCAGGCGGUACCGCUCACACGCGCGUGCGGACACUACCUCAACCUCAGCGGCAUCGCGGAGCUGCACCACGGUGUCCGCCGCGCCCGCUCCUCCCGUGACCCGGGCAACGGCUGCGACGCGGUGUUCUCGCGGCUGAUCAGCGAGGGGGUGGACCCCGAGGCGCUGUACCGGGCGGUGUCCGAGCAGCAGGUGGAGGUGGUGCUCACCGCUCACCCUACGCAGGUGAACCGGCGCACGCUGCAGUACAAGCACGCGCGCAUCGCCUCGCUGCUGCAGCAGCACGACCGGUCGGACCUGACUGCGGAGGAGCGGCGCAACGUGGUGUGCGAGCUGCAGCGCGAGGUGGCGGCGCUGUGGCAGACGGACGAGCUGCGCAGGCAGAAGCCCACACCGCUGGACGAGGCCCGCGGCGGUCUUCACAUCGUGGAGCAGUCCCUGUGGGCCGCCGUACCGCAGUACAUGCGGCGACUGAGUGCGGCGCUGAAGAAGCACACCGGGCACGACCUGCCGCUGCAAGCCACCCCCUUCCGCUUCGGCAGCUGGAUGGGCGGCGACAGGGACGGCAACCCCAACGUGACGGCGCGCGUGACGGCGCACGUGACGGCGCUGGCGAGGUGGAUGGCGGCGGACCUGUACCUCCGGGAGGUGGACACGCUGAGGUUCGAGCUCUCCAUGAGUCAGUGCAGUGCCGCCGUGUGGAAGAUGGCUCGCCGCAUCAUCAGCGAGGGUCACACGCGCAAGGCGGGAGCCGUACGGGCCCGGCAGGCAGCCGAGGCAACACAGGACGCAGCGGACGCAGCAGCGCAUGUGGGCGCCUCGGUAGCUGCGGCCACCGCAAUCGCCGCCGCCGCAGCAGCAGCAGCAGCCACCAACGGCACCGCUGCUGCCGUACGAUCUGCCCGCCGCCGUACCGCCGGCGCGUCUUCCGACGGCGGUCCUGGUGUGUUGGGCGGCGGCGAGGGCGCUGCGUUCCCCGGGGGUAUGAUCCUGGGCACGCAGCCGGUGUCUGCGCACACGGCGGCUGAGGUGUCGGUGCCGCAUGAACUGCCCGGACAGGAUGUGGAGGGCGGCUCGGAGUUCGACUUCAUCAUGUCCGCCCGCAACUCCGAGUCGGGUGAGGGUCAGCUGCCCGCCACCUCCCUCACCCACCCGCCCUCCCUCACCCACCCGCCCUCGCACCCCAUACUGGACGGACCGCUGGAGGGCGCCCUGGACACCGCCCAGCCCCCGCACCUCCCGCCCGCCGCCGCCAUCCCAGAUACCCCCGUCGCCGCCGCCUCCAUCGCCACCACCACCACCACUCCCGCUCCCCCGCUUCCGGCGCUGCAGCACACCCGCGCUCCCGACCCCGACCGCCCCGUAACGCCGGACGCCUGCCCCGGCACGCCGGAUGCCGUACAGGGGCCCUCCGCCGCCUCCGCCUCCGCCACCACCGCCGCUGGGCUGCUGCUGUCGUCGCCCUUCAAGGACGCAACGGAGGCGCAGGAAGACGGUGUUGCGGGUGCUGCUGGGGCCGCUGCUGCGGACGGCGCCGUGCGGGCGGGGUCCCCGCCGCCUCCGGCGCUGCCUAACGGCGUUGACGGAGGUGUGGGAGUGGGUUUGGGUGAGGUGGACCGCACCAUCAGCUGCGGCUGCGACCCCACCCUGAUGCGCCGGAGCCUGCUGGCUCAGCGCACGGGGACCACCGCGGCGCAGUUCGCGAGGGCGCACGAGCACCCGGGCUUCCACCCCUACCGCAUCGUGCUGGGGCAUGUUCGCGACCGCCUAGCCGCCACCCGGCGCCGCAUGGAGGACGUGCUCAGCGGCCGGGAGCCCGCCCCGCCGACCCACGGGUCGGGCCGCCCCAUGUGGUACGAGCACGAGGACGAGCUGGCGGAGCCGCUGAUGGCCUGCUACUGGUCCCUGUGGGAGUGCGGCGGCGGAGUGAUCGCAGACGGGCGGCUGCUGGACCUCAUCCGCCGCGUAUACACCUUCGGCAUGUGUCUCAUGAAGCUGGACCUGCGCCAGGAGAGCAGCCGCCACGCGGAGGCGCUGGACGCGGUGACUCGCUACCUGGGCUACGGGGCCUUCCUGGAGUGGAGCGAGGAGAGGAAGCUGGAGUGGUUGACCGGGGAGCUGCAGGGCCGGCGUCCGCUCAUCCCCGCCGACAUGCCCAUGAGCGGCGAGGUGGCGGAGGUGCUGGAGACGUUCAAGGCGGCUGCGCGGCUGGGCCGGGGCAGUCUGGGCGCCUACGUGAUCAGCAUGACGCGCGGCGCCUCGGACGUGCUGGCAGUGGAGCUGCUGCAGCGGGAGGCCAGGAUGCAGGUGUCCGCUGAGCUGGGUCGGCCGCUGGACGACAGCGCGGCGCUGCGAGUGGUGCCACUGUUUGAGACACUGGAUGACCUGGACGCCUCGGGUGACAUCGUUACGCGGCUGCUGUCCAACCCCUGGUACCGGGCCCACCUGGCCGCUGCGCACGACGACCACCAGGAGGUGAUGCUGGGCUACAGCGACAGCGGCAAGGACGCGGGACGGCUGGCAGCCAACUGGGCGCUGUACAAGUGUCAGGAGCGCCUGGUGGCCCUCUGCAAGGCCCACGGUGUGCGUCUCACCCUCUUCCACGGCCGCGGCGGAACCGUGGGUCGCGGCGGCGGCCCCACCCACCUCGCCAUCCUCUCCCAGCCGCCCGGCAGCGUGGAGGGCUCCUUCCGUAUCACGGAGCAGGGCGAGAUGGUGCAAGCCAAGUUCGGUAUCAGCGGAGUGGCGCUCGGCACGCUGGAGACGUACACCACUGCCGUACUGCUGGCCACGCUGCGACCGCCCAGUCCGCCUCGCCGGGAGGAGUGGCGCGCGGUGAUGGAGAUGUUGAGCCGUGUGAGCUGCGAGAGCUACCGCAAUGUGGUGCACCACAACCCGCUGUUCCUGCAGUACUUCAAGCAUGCCACUCCGGAGGCGGAGCUAGGCAACCUGAACAUAGGCUCCCGCCCCUCCCGGCGUCGCGCCGACCCCUCCAUUUCCACCCUGCGAGCCAUCCCCUGGAUCUUCGCAUGGACCCAGAACCGCCUCAUCCUGCCCUCCUGGCUGGGCAUCGGGGCGGCGCUGCUGGCGGCCAUGCAGCAGGGCCACCUGCCCACUCUGCGCGACAUGUACCGCGAGUGGCCCUUCUUCACAUCCACACUCGACCUCAUCGAGAUGAUCCUGGCCAAGACGGAGCCGCGCAUCGCCGCGCGCUACGACGCGGUGCUGGUGGAGGACCCGGCGCAGCGGCGGCUGGGGCAGGAGCUGCGGGAGCGGCUAGCCAGAUGCCAGGGCGCACUGCUCAAGGUGACGGGUCACGAGCAGCUGCUGGCCAGCAACCCCACCCUGCGCAGGCUCAUCAACAUGCGCAACCCCUACAUCGACCCCAUCAGCGUGCUGCAGGUGGAGGUGCUGCGGCGACUGCGCCAGGACCCCGGCAACACGCGGCUGCGGGACGCGCUGUUGCUGUCCAUCAACGGCAUCGCGGCGGGCAUGAGGAGGAGGAGGAGGGAGAUGGGCGUAUAUUAAGGCCACCAGGCCAGGGCGCUGGAUCCUGUUGUAUAGGAGGAUGGUGUAAAAGUGUGAGAGAGCACGUGUUGGUGUCGGUGUCAGUUGGGAUGCGAAAUGUCUCGGAAUUGGGAAGAUGCGGGGAAAGGCGGCGGCGGCGGACAAAGGUGUGAGGCACUAAUCCGCUGGACUACCGGUACUGUAUGUUGGGUAGAGGAGAGAUGGAACGCUUUGGUAAUUCUUGCCGAGUUGAAAUUGUACUGCACACACACGGCAUUUGUACCCUAAAUGUGUUGCUACGGUUCAUGACGGUAAGCGCUGUCGUACUCAAAUGCGCAUGGAACCUUUGCGCGCGUGUUGCGGUGUCUCCGGCGUGAGGCUCUUUGUGCGGGCUGUCCUGUAGUCGUAUGAGGGCAGGAGGGGUGCCGGUCGGACGCUCCCAUGCGACUGCGACUGUGAGCUGAUGUCCCGCAUGAGGGCUGUAAACCUGUAAUGAGCUAUGCAAUCGGCGCUGUGUUGAGGACUUGCGCGCAUGUAUUGGUAAGGAUUGGGGGUUCCAUACCCGUGUUCCCUUUUGGGGGAGCAUUGUACCGUUGUAACGGUCAUGAAUGAAA
Messenger RNA from Astrephomene gubernaculifera, 4525 nucleotides. The record is from the annotation of a GenBank genome assembly. Lineage: Eukaryota; Viridiplantae; Chlorophyta; Chlorophyceae; Chlamydomonadales; Astrephomenaceae.